Messenger RNA from Nyctereutes procyonoides (raccoon dog), 2480 nucleotides. RefSeq names its product kelch repeat and BTB domain containing 4 (gene KBTBD4). The coding region runs from base 181 to 1737 and encodes 518 amino acids. Lineage: Eukaryota; Metazoa; Chordata; Mammalia; Carnivora; Canidae. The transcript has 4 exons. Gene Ontology annotation, molecular function: protein binding. The record is from RefSeq and is a predicted model, not a curated record.
GGUGGGGAAACCGUGAGGUGGACGUGGUCCUAGUUUGGUGUAGCAGAGGCGGGAGAGAAGGCGAGGACUCUAAAGAACCGGACGGGUGAGAGGAGGGCAAGGGGUAGAGGUUCUGGGUUCUACAUUCCACUCCCCUCCCCCGCUCCCUGAGACAGCUGGCAGAGAGAGAGGUUGGCUACCAUGGAAUCACCAGAAGAACCUGGAGCAUCCAUGGAUGAGAACUACUUUGUGAACUACACUUUCAAAGACAGGUCACACUCGGGCCGCGUGGCUCAGGGCAUCAUGAAACUGUGUCUGGAGGAAGAGCUCUUUGCUGAUGUCACCAUUUCAGUGGAAGGCCGGGAGUUUCAGCUCCACCGGCUGGUCCUCUCAGCUCAGAGCUGCUUUUUCCGGUCCAUGUUCACUUCCAACCUGAAGGAGGCUCACAACCGAGUAAUUGUACUGCAGGAUGUCAGCGAGUCUGUUUUCCAGCUCCUGGUUGAUUAUAUCUACCAUGGGACUGUGAAACUUCGAGCUGAAGAGCUGCAGGAAAUUUAUGAGGUGUCAGACAUGUAUCAGCUGACAUCUCUCUUUGAGGAAUGUUCUCGGUUUUUGGCCCGCACAGUGCAGGUGGGGAACUGCCUUCAGGUGAUGUGGCUGGCAGAUAGGCACAGUGAUCCUGAGCUCUACACUGCUGCCAAACACUGUGCCAAGGCCCACCUGGCCCAGCUGCAGAGCACAGAGGAGUUUCUCCACCUGCCCCACCAUCUACUCACUGAUAUCAUCUCGGAUGGAGUUCCAUGUUCCCAGAACCCAACAGAGGCAAUAGAAGCCUGGAUCAAUUUCAAUAAAGAAGAAAGAGAGGCUUUUGCAGAGUCACUCAGAACGAGCUUGAAGGAGAUCGGGGAGAAUGUGCACAUUUACCUGAUCGGGAAAGAAUCAUCUCGUACCCACUCGUUGGCUGUGUCCUUACACUGUGCAGAAGAUGAUUCCAUCAGUGUAAGUGGCCAAAACAGCUUGUGCCACCAGAUCACUGCAGCCUGUAAGCAUGGCGGAGACUUGUAUGUGGUGGGAGGGUCCAUCCCACGGCGCAUGUGGAAGUGCAACAAUGCCACCGUGGACUGGGAAUGGUGUGCGCCUUUGCCCCGAGACCGGCUCCAGCACACCCUGGUGUCUGUGCCUGGGAAAGAUGCUAUAUAUUCACUGGGUGGCAAGACACUGCAGGACACGCUCUCAAAUGCAGUUAUCUAUUAUCGGGUAGGUGAUAACGUCUGGACAGAGACAACUCAGCUAGAGGUGGCUGUGUCAGGGGCCGCUGGUGCCAACCUUAACGGGAUCAUCUACUUACUGGGGGGGGAGGAGAAUGACCUGGACUUCUUUACCAAACCAUCCCGACUCAUCCAGUGCUUUGACACAGAGACAGACAAAUGCCACGUGAAGCCCUAUGUUCUGCCCUUCGCAGGUCGCAUGCACGCAGCUGUGCAUAAGGAUCUGGUGUUCAUCGUGGCUGAAGGGGACUCCCUGGUGUGCUACAAUCCCCUGCUAGACAGCUUUACCCGGCUUUGCCUUCCUGAGGCGUGGAGCUCUGCCCCAUCCCUCUGGAAGAUCGCCAGCUGUAACGGGAGCAUCUAUGUUUUUCGGGACCGAUAUAAAAAGGGGGAUGCCAACACCUACAAGCUUGACCCUGCCACUUCAGCUGUAACUGUUACCAGAGGCAUUAAGGUGCUACUUACUAAUUUGCAGUUUGUGUUGGCCUAAGGCUGUGGGGGGGAAGAGCAGCUGACUUCUGCCCUCCCCUUUUCCAGCACCUAUCCAUCCAAAUUUGAAGUCCCUGGGGCCCCAAUCAGAGUGCUACGUUAUUUUUUUGGCACAUGUUAUAAAGGGCAGCACCUCAGUCCUUGCCGAACCCAUCGGGGUGCUCCAUUUGGGGCUUUUUAGACUGCUGCUGUUCAGCUGGCUGCUCAGAGUAGGGCCAGCCUAUCCUCUGCUGUCCCCUGGUAUCUGUGUCUCCUUGCAGAUGGCUCGAGCAAGCCAUUUCUCAGACAGUAGGCACAACCUCCCCUCAUUCCCUGAUCAGUGUUAAGUAGAAGCACCUCUGAUCCCAGGACAGAAGGAAAGACGCCCCAUCUUCCUUUUUUUCUAUAACCUGCAAAGUGGCUAGUUGGUAAUUUUCCCACAAAGAAUUAGGUGUUAGAGUUUUCAUUUGGGCUUUGGUUGGGAGAAUGGUCUAAGCUGAAGGUGUCCUUCACCAGCAAGCGCCAACUCUAGAAUUCAGGAUGUUGCGUCUUGUGUUUUCUCACCUCUCUGUCAGAAAACGUACACUUUGGUUUUAUUUUUGGUGUACUCCAAGGAGUAAGCCAGAAAGAAGUAGGAAGGAUUAUUUCUGAUUAAUAGCAGAAACCUUUUUCAAACUUAAAUAUAUAAGGUCUCUACUCUUUUAAAAGCUCUAAGGUAAGCCAAGAGCUAGGAGCUGUUCAUACAAAUAAAAGUUUUUGAAGGGA